Molecule: messenger RNA, 1535 nt
Organism: Coregonus clupeaformis (lake whitefish)
Lineage: Eukaryota; Metazoa; Chordata; Actinopteri; Salmoniformes; Salmonidae
Product: protein FAM131A
Exons: 5
Coding region: 90-1079 (329 amino acids)
Source: RefSeq, a predicted model, not a curated record
GCAGUAUAGUCAUUAGCAGCGUUAAAACUUAUAGAGCUGUGGGGUUGAUUAAUGCGUUGUCUUGUUCGGCGGUGAUACGUCGUCUCUUCAUGCCCAAGAUGUGGUUGACUUUUCGUGGAGGAGAAAGAGAUGGACGAAAACGAGAGGAGGUAACAUUUUUAGAAGCUGAAAUGAUCCCCAAAUCAAGAAAAGCUUCAGACAGAAGAAAGGCAGUAAGCAUCCAGGAGAUUGCUGCUCUGGCCAGAUCCUCCUUAAAUGGCAUAUCCCAGGCGAUGAAGGACCAUGUCACCAAGCCCACGUCCCUGCAGGGUGGCAGGGUCGCCCACCUCAUAGAGUGGAAGGGUUGGCCCAAAUCCACAGACUCCCCCACGGACCCUCUCCACACACACUUCAAGUCCUACUGCCACCUCACUGAGGGAGAACAGGAGGCGCGCUUCGCUGCAGGAGUUGCAGAGCAGUUUGCUAUCGCUGAGGCAAAGCUGAAAGCCUGGGCUUCUGUGGAUGACGAUGAGGAAGAAGCUGAUGAAGAGUUCCUCCAGAACAACAGAAACACACUCACACUCUCUACCCAGAGCUCAGACACUGCAACGUCCAAUCACAAGCCUCGAGUGCCAUUCCAGGCUGAGAUUGACAGCAUUAAAGUUCCGCCCUCUAUCAGCUCAACCAGUCCUGUGGGCUCUAGCAGCAAUAGCCUGCACUGUGAUAGGCCCACAUCUCAGAAUGACCCGGCUCCACAGCAAAACGACCAGCCUACUCUAGAGAGUGACCGGGCUAGCCCUUUCCCCAGAGAGGGGGAACUAGUGGAUGGUGAGGAUCAGCCUGUACCACUGCUAGAGGCCGGCGGGGGUGUCUGUAUCGUCCACAAGCCUGACUGGAGGCCGAGAAUCAGAAGCAGUAGGUUUGACUCCUGCUAUUCAACCUCUCACUCUGAGUCUCUUGGAGAGGAGGAAGCGGAAGAGGGGGGUGAAGAGGGGAGUGUGUUUCAGGAAGGUAGAGAGUGGCACUCCUGCCAGAGCCAGAGAAGCUUCUUCUCCGACAGAGGCUCGUCAGGAGUGGCGUCAUUCGAUGAGGAAGAGUAGGAGGUGGAGGAGAAGAAAAGAGAGAGCAUUUGAUGUUAUGUGUUUUUUCAUCUUGUAGGUGUACCCCUUGGAUAGUCUGUUGACUCUUAGAUAUGUAACUUAGUGAUGGCUAGCCUUUACCCAUCUUCCAUCCUUCCUUCCUUCCUUCCUUCCUUCCUUCUUUUUUUAUUUCCUUCCUCCAAUCCUUCCUUCCUUUCUUUUCUCAGCUCGUCUCUCCCUGCACUUGUUUUUCUCUUUGUCUCUUCUUCUUUUUCACACACUUCCAUUUCUUUCAUGUUAUGCUGUAUUUGAGAGUUGAAACUCCAUUCCCGAGUAUUGUGUUGUUCAAACGGAAAGGUUUUAUGUUGUUAUUUCAUAGAUUUUCUAUGGAUUUUUAUUGUAGUGUUUUCCCAGGGCCAUGAUGUGAAGUCAAGUAAUGGGGUUUGUCCUGGAUGAAUAAAACAUAAUUUUUUUUAA